Molecule: messenger RNA, 3104 nt
Organism: Mobula hypostoma (lesser devil ray)
Lineage: Eukaryota; Metazoa; Chordata; Chondrichthyes; Myliobatiformes; Myliobatidae
Product: transformer-2 protein homolog alpha-like
Exons: 8
Coding region: 123-926 (267 amino acids)
Biological process (GO): positive regulation of mRNA splicing, via spliceosome
Cellular component (GO): spliceosomal complex
Molecular function (GO): RNA binding
Source: RefSeq, a predicted model, not a curated record
UCGGCUGCGGGGAGUUGUGCGUUAAAGUUUAAUUUUAUUUCCGUUGCACAUAUAUAUUUAAAAGUCAAUAUUUUAUUUAAUCCCGUUUUUGAUUUCCGUUGUGUUUGUUUUAUUUUGUUAAAAUGAGUGACACGGAGGACUUGACUGACGAGGAAAAGGAUGGGAGGCCGACAUCGAGAUCACGGAGUAGGACACCAGCUAAACUGAACAAGUCGAAAAGCCGAUCUGCUUCCCGUUCAUUGUCAAGGGCAUCAAACUUAUCACGAUCUCGGACAUCGUUCUCACGAUCUCGAUCAUGUUCCAAGUCACGGUCACGUUCCCGUCGUCAUCGCCGUCGCUCAAAGUAUUAUUCACGAUCGAGAUCUCACACUAGGUCAUAUAGGAGAAGAUCCAGGAGCCGAUCUUACUCACCUGUCUACAGGCGUAGAAGAAGCAGCAGCCAUUCUCCCAUAUCCAGCAGGCGACGUCACAUUGGAAGCAGGACCAACCCAAAUCCUAAUAAUUGUCUGGGAGUGUUUGGCCUGAGCCUGUACACCACUGACCGGGAACUACGUGAAGUGUUUUCUCGAUAUGGACCUCUCGCAGGGAUCAAUGUGGUUUAUGACCAGCGAACAGGAAGAUCAAGAGGAUUUGCAUUUGUCUACUUUGAGAAUGUUGAAGACUCUAAAGAAGCAAAAGAACGUGCUAAUGGGAUGGAACUUGAUGGCCGGCGCAUUAGAGUAGAUUAUUCCAUUACAAAACGACCCCACACUCCAACUCCAGGAAUUUACAUGGGCAGACCAACAACUGUUCGUUCCUCUCAUUACCAUGACUCUUACAGUGAUAGAUACACCGAUCGGGAUUUCAACUACAGACGAAGAUCACCUUCACCCUAUUAUAGCAGAUACAGAUCUCGAUCUCGUUCUUAUACCCCACGUCGAUACUGAUCAUACACACCAAGUACUUCCUGCCAGUUUCAAUGGAUGGAAAGUUUUUCAACCUACAGGAAUUUUCUAAAAACUAAGCUGGGAAUUGGGCAUUGCAAUGCUUUUUUUAAAAAAGUAAAAGCUUUUUUAAUUAUAUUAAGCAAAAGCCCUAUAAUCAUGUCUUUCAUUUUGAGAGUUUUCUGGUGUCUCACUAGUGGUAUUGCAUAUAUAUUACGAGAGGAAGUAUGUCUUUUUAAUGGGAUUUGACAUACUGUAUGUGUUGCAUUAAAUUGUUAUUGCAGAAAUAUUUCUGGUAUACAUGUUCCCAAACUAUAUUUGGAUAAUAAGCACGGUGUCUUUACUUUUUGUGCACAAUGUUUGAUUCUGCAGUACUUUAUAAGAAAAGAUUCAUUUAUAAAGUUACUUAUUGGGAAAUGGUGAUCUGCAAUAAAUGUCUUGGAUACGGUGUGGGACCCAAUUUCUUUAUGGAGAAAAGAUCGUGAAAGCUAAUAGUUGUAACCCAGUCAGCUUGUAUUGUUGCUUGAUAAGAGAUCUAGUUAUAGAACAUUUUAAACUGUGGUAGUAUAGUGUUUAAGUUACUAGAGUAGCAAUACGUCUAGGACAAGGGUUUAAAUCCCAUAAGAGAUGGGAGCAAGAUUUUGCCAUUCGGCCCAUCGAAUCCAUAAGAUGGCGUUGGUGAACCACAGCAAUAUUCUGUAGGCUUUGAGUCUUGAUUCAUCAUUCCAUCAUGGAUAAUUUAUUAUCCCUCUUAAACCUAUUCAGAAUCAGAUUUCAUAUCACUGGCAUAUAUUGUGAAAUUUGUAAUGCAGUAGUACAUUGCAAUAAAUAAAAACAUUACUGUAUGUAUAUUCAAAAAGUUAAAUAGUGCAAAAAGGGAAAAUAAAAAUAGUGAAGUAGUGUUCAUAGGUUUGAUGUCCAUUCAGAAAUCUGAUGGUGGAGGGGAAGAAACUUUCCGAAUCACCGAGUGUGCCCUUUGAGUCUUCUGUACCUUUUCCCUGAUGGUAGCAAUGAGAAGAGGGCAUGUCCUGGGUGAUGGGGUCCUUAAUGAUGGAUGCUGCCUUUCUGAGGCAUCGCUCCUUAAAGAUGUCCUGAAUGCUGGGGAGGCUGGUGCUUGUGAUGGAACUGACUGAGUUCACAAUACUCUGCAGUUUAUUUUAAUCCUGUGCAGUGGCCUCCCAUACCAUGGUGGUGCAACCAGUUAGAAUGUACAGCUGUAGAAAUUUGUGAGUGUCCUCCUUUCUCCUCAUAAGCUUUGAAACCCUUACUAAUCAAGAUCCUCUGCUAUUAAUAUAUCCAAUGACUUGGACUCCACAACCAUCUGUGGCAAUGAAUCCCACAGAUUAUCUCAUUUUGGAAUGGAGAGAUUGAAUCUCAGAAAUAAAUCUGGAAUUAAAAUAACUGCUACUCUCAUUACUAGUAAACACAUUGGAUUGUUGUAAAACCUCUUCUGAUUCACUAUUGUCCUUCAGAGAAGGAAACACCAUCUGCCACAGCUUGAGUGAGACUCUGGAGUCACCAGCUGCUCUCAGUUCGGGGAUUAGUGCUGCCUCCUGCAGCCAAAUAAAAUCAUUUCUAUGUCUCCAAAUUCCACAUGUAAGACAGUGAUAAUAAACCGGAUUCUGAUUCCAUUUGUCCAUGGUGGAGAGAAGUAGUCUCACUUUUAACUAUGUAUGAAAUAUUUAGUUGGAAUAUUCCAGUGCCACCUGGAAAUAAUUGAUUUAUGACAUGGUCAAAAUACAGUAAUUUCUCUUGAUGUCUUGAUGUGCUUCAAAACUUUGUUAUUAUUUAGUACUUCACCCAAAUAGCCUACAAGUAUUUUUUUUAUUUUUAUUUAGAAAUGCUGUGCAGAACAGGCCCUUCCAGGCUAAUGAGCUACUUGUUUAACAUUAGUGUAAUCAUAGGACAGUUUAUAGUGACCAGUUAACCUACAUCUUCGGGUGGUGGGAGGAGACCCAUGUGGUCACCAGGCAAAAUUAUAAAUUCCUUACACAUAGCACUGGAAUGCCCCAAGCUGUAAUAGUGCUGUGCUGCUGUGAUGUCUGUUAAAGUAGGACAGAGUAUUUCAGCGCAAUUAAAUGCUCUCUCCACUGAUGUCCAAAUGUCAUAACUCUUGCACUUGCACCUGCUUAAUUUGCAGCCCGCAUUUUUCAUCUACCUAAAGCAACUGUCAACAGAGUA